Molecule: messenger RNA, 1593 nt
Organism: Pteropus alecto (black flying fox)
Lineage: Eukaryota; Metazoa; Chordata; Mammalia; Chiroptera; Pteropodidae
Gene: TOMM20
Product: translocase of outer mitochondrial membrane 20
Exons: 5
Coding region: 128-565 (145 amino acids)
Biological process (GO): protein import into mitochondrial matrix; tRNA import into mitochondrion; protein targeting
Cellular component (GO): mitochondrial outer membrane; mitochondrial outer membrane translocase complex
Molecular function (GO): transmembrane protein transporter activity
Source: RefSeq, a predicted model, not a curated record
CUCGGCUUUUCCGCCUGCAUCGCAGCGGCCGUCAUUCGGAGCGGCGCUGUCCGCUCUCAGGGUGCGUGGGCCUCGUCUUGCUCCUGCGCCCGGCCGGCUACCGACGCCGCUCUACCAUCGAGAGAAGAUGGUGGGCCGGAACAGCGCCAUCGCCGCCGGUGUGUGCGGGGCCCUCUUCAUCGGGUACUGCAUUUACUUUGACCGCAAGAGACGGAGUGACCCCAACUUCAAGAACAGGCUGCGAGAACGAAGAAAGAAACAGAAGCUUGCCAAGGAGAGAGCAGGACUUUCCAAGUUACCUGACCUUAAAGACGCUGAUGCUGUUCAGAAAUUCUUCCUUGAAGAAAUACAGCUUGGUGAAGAGUUAUUAGCCCAAGGUGAAUAUGAGAAGGGUGUAGACCAUCUGACAAAUGCCAUUGCUGUGUGCGGACAGCCACAGCAGUUACUGCAAGUGUUACAGCAAACUCUUCCACCGCCAGUGUUCCAGAUGCUUCUGACUAAGCUUCCAACAAUUAGUCAGAGAAUCGUAAGUGCUCAGAGCUUGGCUGAAGAUGAUGUGGAAUGAAAAGCAAAUUUCAGCGUAAUAAUAUCAAUUAAAAAUAUUUUUAAAAUCCUAACUUGGAAGAUGAGCAGCUGUGGGGGAAUAAGGGCACAUAUGCUUGCUAUGGACCGUCCUGCACUGAAAUCUGCCAAAGUUAAUUUUUACUUUGUGUAGAUCCAUUUGUCUGUUUUAUUUAUUUUUCCCAGUGAAGAGUGUAUUUUGAUAGAGAGCUUUUCAUUUUAUAAAUACACUAUGAGUUACUGAAAUAUCAUGGAUUUUGUUUAUUCCUAAAAUAUGUAAUUAAAAUGUACAUAUAACAUCAUAUUACAUAAAUCAAAAGUAUCCAGUGCUCAGUUACGAAAGGCAAAAAAAGCGAAGGGGAAGCUGAAGAAUGCAGUUUUUAAGCUAAUACAUUUUGCUGCACAUCAGAAAAUUGGAUUGAAACGUGAUUGUGUUGAUCAAAACUGAGUAUUAAAAUCUUUGAGAUCAUUUAUUUGCAUUUAAUCUCUUAAAUAUGUGAGAUGAGCUGCUGUGUUGUAUUAACGACCCCCUCCCCCCCAAUCCUGUGUAUCAGUCUUGAAACGUUUUGUUUAAAUCAGUGGCUUAGUGUGUUCUAGAUAUUUAACUCCUGGUGUUUUAGAUGAUACGUAGCUGCGGAUCGCACCGGGAACUAGACCCGUGUGCCUCUAAUCUCGCUGCGAGCUUCGCCCGUUAUUGCCUGCCCGCUCUCCUCGUCUCUGAGAUGAGGGAACUGGUCGCCGAUGCAGAGACGUGUCCCUUCAGCCUCGCAUUUAUUUGGUUCUGUUCGGCAUCAUCAGAUCCACCUUCUCCUGCGGUGUGUGUUUGGGCAGCCAGGCCUUGCAAUGUUUUUGUCUCUGAAUUUUGCAUGCUCGCCUGACUUAGUGUUUCUGAAUCGAUCUCUUGUUUUAAGGUAUAACGUGUUGAUUUUCACUGAAAUCAUAAUGGUCUGUCACUACUCUUGUAAAUUAAUAUGAAACUUCACCUUUAAGGUAACUGGGAUGAAAUGCUUAUUAAAAUGUUUCUCGCUUUUA